AUGGCGAGCACGGAAGCAUCCCCUGAAGGGUCUUCUGGAAACACGACAGAUUUUGGUGACUUCGUGAAGGAUGAAGACGAGGAAGCCGAUCUCGAAGAGAUUGCUGAGCCAUGGCAUAGAUACCGCAUAGAGGAUAAUCAAUAUGCCCUCUAUCCUAUUCGCCUUGGGGAAGUGCUCAACGAAAGGUACCUAGUUGAACAUAAACUUGGCUUUGGUGGUGGCUCAACUGUCUGGAUGGCAUUUGACCUACAAGACAAGAGAGACGUGGCCCUUAAAGUCAUGGCCCUAGGGAAAUGGAGCGACAACGAAAUUCGAAUCCAGGAUGAGAUUAUCAAGAGGGUACGGGAUACUUCUCGCCUGAUUAUCUAUACCGCGACUUUCUUUCUACCCCGAGAUGAUAAAAGCCACCAUAGGGUCUUGGUAUUCCCUAUGAAAGGGCCGGCUAUCUGCACUCUUGGCUUACAGAGGAUUCCUAUGGCCUCUCGUAUGUCCGCCGCUCGGCAAUUACUAGCGACUGUGGCAAAAAAUGCUAACGUUAUAUAUUUAAAUGCAAGGAACUGUAUGUGGGGAAUGACUCCUAUCGAUGGUCUAAGCAGAAGCGCCAAAUAUGAGUUACUCGGCCGGCCAAUAAAGGAGACAAUACCUUUUGUCGAUCUUUGGAAAAAGGGCGAGCUCGUGGCCCCUAUAAAUGUUCCUGACGACCUUCGUACAGACGAAUUCUAUCUCUGCGAUUUUGGUUUAGCAAAGAAAAUUGACGACCUCGAAACUUAA
This is a messenger RNA of Penicillium verrucosum, 771 nucleotides long. RefSeq lists its product as uncharacterized. Gene Ontology annotation, biological process: protein phosphorylation. Gene Ontology annotation, molecular function: protein kinase activity; ATP binding. The transcript is spliced from 2 exons. The record is from RefSeq and is a predicted model, not a curated record. The coding region runs from base 1 to 771 and encodes 256 amino acids. NCBI's taxonomy places the organism in Eukaryota, Fungi, Ascomycota, Eurotiomycetes, Eurotiales, Aspergillaceae.